GUGGGUGUAUACACGCGAAUGCAAGAGAUAUCGUAUUCUACGAUUCGCAGAAAGUAAUCGACGCUCACAGACACGUGGCCACACGCUAAUGUAGGUACGGACUCAUGCGUAUAGGUGCAGGUACGUAGGUAGCUACAUGCUAUAACGUAGACAUUUACACGUAGCUACACGCUAUAACGUAGGUACGGACACACACGCACACGCAUACGUGUAGGCGCACGUACACCUGACCCCGAACCAUGCUGCGCACAGAGAUCGAGCAGCACAUGUACAUGACGCCUCCGUCGCUGCAUCACUACCCGACGUCGCGAACGUCGGCCUACAGCUUCCCGUGUGCGCCGGACCCGUCGCCGCAGUUUUCUCCGCUCUACCAGUGGCCGUACCAGAGAGAGUACCUGCCGCAGCCGCAGCCGCACAUCACAGGCGGCUACAUCAACACGGCGUGCAAGUUCGCGGCUUCCCCGCCCGUGCGUUCGUCGGCGGCAGCGGCAGCGUGCAGUAAGGGGGACACUCUGGCCGACACGUUGGCAAACGGCUAUGCGCAGAGCACAACGGUGUACAGAAGCUGUGCAUUCCUGAAUCCAGAAUGUCCGAAGACCAUGAGCCCGGUGUCCGGCAGUGAAGCGGAAUUUUGUCCAGCUAUUUUUCCAACGACUGGCGACUUUACCUCCUGUAGCUCUGACGCCGUCAGCAGGGCGUUUCUGGCGGAGGCGGAGAGGGCAGCCGAGGGCUACCACCUAGAUCUGAACAGCAAGCCGCGCAAGGAGCGAACCGCCUUCAGCAAGAGUCAGAUUCAGCAGCUGGAGAAUGAGUUCCAGGGUCAGAACUACCUGACGCGUCUGCGGCGAUACGAGAUCGCCGUCUCUCUCGAUCUCACUGAGCGACAGGUGAAAGUCUGGUUCCAGAACAGGCGCAUGAAGUGGAAGCGUACCAAGGGGGCGCUGCUAGCCAAGGACAAGGUCAACGCGCCGCUGAAGGAAUCCACGCUCAGCGUGCAGCAAAGUCUGCUCACGAUUAAGUGCAAGACGGCCAUCACGGCGGCGGCGGGGGCGCCACCGGCAACCAACACCAUCGGCACCGAGCCGAAGCAUUAGUGUCGCGGCGCACGUGCAGCGCUGAUCAUCGAAGACCUGUGAGAUGCCCAAUUCGCCUGCCAUCCGUACCCUGCUGCUAUUGACACACGUAAACACCGCCGAAAACACCCGUGCUUGUUCGUGCCCGUAGAUACCCGUGGUCUCAGAUAGUCGCAAACAGUCGUAUGUAUUUGUUAACUUGGUUCUUGGGCAAGGAGCCCUGCUAACAUUGUGAGUUAGUAGUAUGCUUUGCGGUUAUGAGUAGGUAGCCAUGUUGUUCGCGUUGUAACGGUAUAGUGUUUCCGGUGUCGUCAACGUCUAAACUCGCCACCAUCAGCGCAUAAAGAUCUCAACGAGUAACUGACCUGUGGGUUGGCUUGUGUGUGUGUGUGUGUGUGUGUGUGUGUGUGUGUGUGUGUGUGUGUGUGUGUGAAGAAAGAGAGAAAGAAGGAUAAAGGGCGGGAGAAAAGG
Priapulus caudatus is the source of this 1544-nucleotide messenger RNA. Its product is annotated as homeobox protein MOX-2-like. Gene Ontology annotation, molecular function: DNA-binding transcription factor activity, RNA polymerase II-specific; DNA binding. Lineage: Eukaryota; Metazoa; Priapulida; Priapulimorpha; Priapulimorphida; Priapulidae. The coding region runs from base 240 to 1094 and encodes 284 amino acids. Gene Ontology annotation, biological process: regulation of DNA-templated transcription. The record is from RefSeq and is a predicted model, not a curated record. The transcript is spliced from 4 exons.